This is a messenger RNA of Lates calcarifer (barramundi perch), 4004 nucleotides long. Its product is annotated as probable E3 ubiquitin-protein ligase MID2. The transcript has 2 exons. The coding region runs from base 232 to 795 and encodes 187 amino acids. Lineage: Eukaryota; Metazoa; Chordata; Actinopteri; Centropomidae. Gene Ontology annotation, molecular function: protein binding. The record is from RefSeq and is a predicted model, not a curated record.
AGGAAGGCACUUUGGAAACUGUGAUUUUUAGAUAGAGGUACUAUUUUGCCAAAAAACAUUAUGGUGGUAAUGAUGUUAGUGAUAAUGAUGUAUUUGUGAUCAUUAUCAUUAUCAUUAUCACAGUUCCAGAUCCUUUAAAGCACAAAAUUCUGUCUCUCUCCAGGUCAACCCUUCAAGUUGGACCCAAAGACGGCCCACAAGAAGCUUCGUCUGUCCAACGACUGCCUGACCAUGGAGAAGGACGAGAGCUCGCUGAAGAAGAGCCACACCCCGGAGCGUUUCAGCGGCACGGGCUCCUAUGGAGCAGCUGGUAAUGUCUUCAUUGACAGCGGGUGCCACUACUGGGAAGUGCUGCUGGGAGCGUCCACAUGGUAUGCCAUUGGCGUGGCUUACAAAUCAGCCCCGAAAAACGAAUGGAGCGGCAAGAACUCAUCCUCAUGGGUGUUCUCGCGCUGCAAUAACAACUUUAUGGUGCGCCACGACGGCAAGGAGAUGCUGGUGGAGGCGAGCCUGCAGCUGAGGCGGCUGGGCGUCCUUCUGGACUAUGACAACAAUUCGCUGUCCUUCUACGACGCCAUGAACUCCCAGCACAUUCACACCUUCGAAAUCUCCUUCCUCCUGCCCGUGGUACCCACUUUCAUGAUCUGGAACAAGUCAGUCAUGAUACUCUCAGGGCUACCCGUCCCCGACUUUGUCGAUGGUGUGGCCUCGGAUCUUCAAGAGCAGCAACAGCAGCAGAUGGGCCUGUGCCGGCAAGAGUCGCCGUACUUGACCGGGAUGAAAACCUGCCACUGAGAAAAGGGGCCUGCCAGAUGGCCUAACAGAGUCCACUCAGGCCCGGUGACUGAAAGGUUGACUGGAAGCUGAAAGACGGUGUGACUUGAGUCUUGCUCUAAUCUUCAUUAUGAGCAGACUAGUUACUUUUUUACAGAUUUAGAAAGUGAUGGAAUUAUGCACACAAGUCUGGAAAAAAAUGUCAGUCCUGUUAGUUUGUAGCCAUCCAACGCUUUGAAAAUCCAUCAGUGAAUGGGAACAAGGUCUCUUGACUGUAAAUGUCAGCGGACGUCAUCCAAUGCCCUGGAGUCACUGAGGAAGAGAGCUUUGGUCCGUCAUUGGGCAGGGCUGGACUCCUGGUUUUCUUGACCAUUUAAGGUCUUCCUUUUUGAUUUUUUUUUUUUCUCUUGGUUUGACCCUAGGCAGAAGACCAAGAAGGGAAUAGUCUCGUCAGCCAUUUAGAGUUUGAAGUACAACAUGUGAACAGUGUCAUUACUAAAUGCCUCCACUGGUGUUGAUUAAAACCGCAAAAACAUAGGCAGCAAAAAAGAAUCUGGUGACUACAGACAUAUUAAUAUGAAAUGUCACAUCAAGCUCUUGUCAAAUGAUCAAAUUUUAUAUUUGAUGAAAUGAUCUUAAUUAACAGUUAAUGGAAAAGUUGCUUCUUUGGCAAGAGUUAUAAAGUGAACAAGCAUGUCUCAGAACAUUUAUUUUGUUCAAUGUGAAUGUGUUUUCCUUGAGUUUUUACUGUGUGAGCAUCUCACUAACGCAAAUACAUGCAAGCAAUGGACUUGGUUACGUCACAACAAGGUGCGUCAUAAAUCCUCCAGUGUCACUGUUCAUAUGUUGCACCCUCAGUCGCUGUGUGUGAUUGUUGCUAAAGUCUUUUCCUUGGUCUUCCUCCUAGAUCUGACCCAAGCAGCUUCCAAGUUUCAGGAAGUGUUAACGUUGCUCCCGGAUAAUUAACAAGGUCACAGGGGGGUAUAGAUUUGCAUCAUGUGACUACUCGACUUGUAUAAUAAGAGGUUUAUUGAAUACUAGAGGAAAAAGUGUUAUUUAUGACAAAAAAGGAUGGUUUACUUUUAAUAUUAAUCUCAACAUAUUCAUGCACUUUUUAAUUAACACUAUUUCCCCUCUAUGAGUAUUUGAAUAGUUGAGUGGCAGGGUCACAAUGGGGAGAGAAAGAGAUGACUAGCACUACUGCUGGUUGUGUUCAGUCAUUUUUUACAAAAUAAUUUAUGAUCAGUUGUUAAUGAUGGUUGCCAAAUAUUAACUAUACAAUUGUUUAUUGCAAUAAAAAACUGUUCGAGCUAUUUUUUUGUUUUGCAAACACCUAAUUUGGUCACUUAAAGCACUUUGCAAUAAGACAGAAGUCUCUGCUGUAAAGUUGUAAAGUUUUUUUCUCUGUGCUUUGAACACAACCAGUGACUUUCCCUCCCCAUUGGUCUUUUCGAUAGCAUAUAGUAAAUCUUCUUUAGAAAAGGGAUACAAUUGUGAUGAUGUUUAUGUGAUUUUUAUCACGAUAAAAUGACGAUAAACUAAUAGCUGUUUAACAAAGAAGUUCACUCUGUUUUUGACUAUUUCAGGGAAGGAGAGGGUUAACACUUUAACUUGCUGUCUGUCGCAAUGUCAUGGCAUGAUUGUGUUCUCCUCUGUGAUUUGUUAACACACACGCACACACACAUACACACGCGCGCACCAACACACGUCAUGUUUCGUUUAGGUUGGCCUUGUCGUGAUAAAUGCAUGAUACAUUGUAGGAUCCCACAACAGUCCACUGGGUGAUUUACGUAGCUCUCUCAAGUUCACAAGAUCUCGUGUUCAUCAGAUGCAGACUCACCUGAACAUUCGCUCACAACCGACUUAACCUCAAAUAUUUUUUCUUUCUUUCUUUUUGUGUCACCCAUUGCUUCUCAAAUAACAGCUGUGGCUGGAUCCAUUGUUUUCUUAUUAUUUGGAAUUUGAAGGCCUAGUGUGGGUGGCAGUUUCUCUCUGGUUUGAUAUUCAGGUUGUGGCUCUGAUUCAGACAAUCAAAUAUGUAUCAUAGUGUAUUCAGAUUGAAGAGGUUGUGUGGCAGAAGAAGUGCAGAGGGAUUGUGAUAAAGUUGUGUUGGAAAAAGAUGUUUUCAUACCAUCUGGUUAGAUCUGACAAACUCACAGCCAUUUUUUUCUCUCUUUACACGUCACCAGGUAUGUACUCGAUGUUGAAUGUCAUGUAACAUUUGUAGUGACAGGCUAUGAUUUGCGUGACUUUAAAAAACAGGCGUACCUGGCAAACACACACUGCUUUCAAUCAUUUGAUAGUAACCUUGGUUUCUUAUUGACAAGUCCAAACAAAGAUCCAGUGAUGUCGUGGCCUCUCAGUGCACCUCUCAACCUGCAGUGUUCUUUUAGGGCGACUGGGUGACGCGUCCAUCAUGAUUAUUUGAUUGAGGUUUUGAUUGUCUGAUUGUCAAAGUUAACCCCAACAGGAGCUCCAGUAUGAGAGGGUUACGGUUAUUUCUUCUGUCAGGGAGAUUAGUGAAUGUUACCUGACUUCCAGACAUCCACCCAUCUUGUUGGAUAAUGUCGGUUGUAGGGAUCGAAACAGCCGCGUGUUGACUCGUGAUCCGGACUGACAAGCUCAACUCAUCUGUGCAAAUGUGCUUGGCUGGGUCACUGCAUGAUUACGUGACCUUGCUGCAGGUUCAUAACUCUUUCCUUAUCUUCACGAUGAGGUUUCUUAUCUCGAGUCAAACAUAUUCUCUCUUUUUUUCCCAAAAGAAAAAAGAAAAAAAAAAGAAACCAUGACAAGAAAUGUUCAUUGCCAUGCAUAUCAGAUCGUUUGCAGUGCUCUUUCUUUCUUUGUGUCACAAGUCAAUACAGUAAAAUAUAUACAGUGAAUGAUUUUCAAUAGCUACCCACUCCUUGUAGUGCAGUGUAAUACCCUAGAGACAAUGCAAUAGAUUCUCCUUUUUGCUUUUCUGUUUGUGUAACUUGGGAAAUUUAUUUUUUACGACUCAAGAGAAAAACGCUCCUCUCCUUUUGGCAUUUGGACCUUGAUAAACAGCACAAAAAGAGCUGCUUUGCUUUCAUGCAAGGCUUCCAGUUUCCAUAGAUAUAAUUUUAGCCAGAGAGGAAUGUAAAUCAUAGGGGGAAAUAUAUAUUAUAUAAAGUUGUAUAAUAUACAAAAUAUAUAUGAACCAAUGUUAUUUAUGUGAAUUUAAGUCCAAUUAAAAGUCUGAUCCCAGA